AUGGGGAUGACAAACAUGCCCAAAUUCAACGCUGAUGCCAUCUGGACUAUAGAACCCAAUACAUUGUGCAACAAGAGCAAAGUCUUCCAACUCUUGGGUAACCUGACGGAGCGAAGACUUCGACAGGGGGACAUGCUUAACUGCAGUGAAAUGACGACUGGCUUGGCCCAGCUAAAGGAAGUAAGCGAAGGUUGCUCUUGGGAGAUAAAGUCAGUCGUGUCUAUCUUGAUGGGCACUGCCAAGAUGAACUACUUCUCCGCUUGUACACCAGGAUCCUGUAACGUGAAGUACGCGCAAAUGUGCUUGGAUCACGCCGAGGAGACCAUGCCGGACAAUUUCAGGUCCUUGAACAAUGCUGACCGUCGGAUGGCUUGCCAGAACCUGAAACAUUCUCUGGCGUGUGUAACUAACCACACACGCUCUUGUUCGGGUGACAUUUACAGCAGUGUCAGCCGACGCUUUGAAAGCAUCAAAGCCAGGUUCAUGAACAACAACUGCACCGCUUUCUUCCCUCGCCCUACUGACUGCAAGCCUAGAUCUGGGCCUCAGCCUCGGCCUCAGCCUGUGAAUGACAUCCAGCAACUGAAAAAGAAAGCUACGGAAAGUUUCUUCUCUUCACGAAUCAGCAGAGAACGUUGCAGGAAGUAUGCAACCAACUUCACAGGUAUUGCGUUAUUCAAUGGAACCAGAUCCAAUGUCACGCUAUACCGGAGAACUGUGGCCUCACUGGAGUGUGACUUCGAAGCCCCGUCUGCCAGAGCAUUGCCCUUACUAUGUCUGACGGGCAACUGUAGCGGAGAGAACUGUACCAGUGCCGAUCUUAAGCAGUGUCUGCCGGGCCAGGUUUGUGGUUUCCUAUGCAGAUCCGACAGCAAGGGAAAGUGUUUGAACUACAUUGAGCGAGGUUGUCAAAAUGUAUCUUACUGCGAUAAACCAAAAAGAACUGGCCAAGUAAGAGGCUGCUGUGUCAGCAAUCUCUGUGAGUGUUCUUGCUCCCCUUCCGCUUUCAGAGCAACAACGAAAGCUAUCAUUGAAAACGCGGAUCCGGCUAAAUGCAAAUCAACAAUUGAUCAAGAUGCUGCUCUCAACCCUAUCAGACAGUGCAGUCUCGCAGAAAGAAGAUCGUUGGAAUCUAUUGCGCCGUCUUGUGUAAAAACCAAACUACAUGAGAUCGGACUGGCUUAUACAAAUGAAGAAGUUUGCACACAAAGAAAGUGCCCUUCUCAAACUGAACUCAAAAAUAUGUGUUUGCCAGUAACUGGCUUUUCAUGCACACGGGAUAUACUCGAAUGCUUAGCUUUCAACUCUCUUGGUUGCCAGGAUCGGGAAAGAGUCGUGUUUUACUUAUUGACUGGAGAUCAGCUUGAAGAGUGCGAUGCCAACCUCAUUAACAGCGUCUUCCCGGCCUUUCAGUCAACUCCUUCACUCAAGCCAACAGCUUCACAAUGUCUGCUGAGGAUGUUUAAUAAAUCUGAACCCAUCUGCGAAGCUUUGAAUGAAACCCGAUAUUGCAUAGCGGAACAUAUAAAUGAUUUGUAUGCGCCAAGAGUCGUUUCUUUCUUGGAUCACCUGAUUCUGGCUAUUGACUGCUCAGCCCUCUCAGACAAUUGCCAAGUCACCUCUAAAUUUGGACCAACUUUGUUCAUGACAUUGGCGCAGCUCUUUCAGCGCAACCAGUUUGAUGUAGCCCCUUGCACGUAAGUGGAGAAAGAAAACAGUCACUGUCAUUACAUACUUAAGGCACCUUGUCUUAAGAAAACUUUGCAUACUAGUGCUUAUUCAUGUCGGUCUUUUACUUCAGGAAAAAGUACAGUAAGUGAAUCUUUUAGUGCUCGAAAUAAAAUCCUGCUACAUGAAUACUGAGGAUAUAAAACAAAUAUCUGUUGUUUUUGCCUUACCAGUAAUGAGAAAUCUGGAAAAAGAUCUUCUGAGGGCAGUUGUAUUAUGCCCAUGGCGUAACGGACUCUUCACGUAUCGCCACUCGGUCCGUUAACAAAGCUUAGCAGUGUCUCAGUUUCAAGAGGCUAGAAAUCAGCUCACGAUGUUCCUAUCCUAAUCAGAGACGAUUGCUAUAUCAAUUCUGCCCGACACGAGAACCUAAUCCUGUCAUAAUAUUUGCAUUAUGUUGAACAUCAUAAAGUGUCGAACCUGGUGCUUUGGCUUGAUAAGCGAGUUUGACACUGUUAGGCCAGUUUCAAGAUUUCCAAAACCAGCUUCCAAAUAUUUCGUGAAAUGAUUCAUAGACUUUUUAGUCAAUUAAAAGCUUUUCAAAAGACCUUUCCUGUAUGAUAAAAGUCUUAAAAUGCCUUAAAAACUGAAGAAGGAGAAGAAGAAGAAGAAGAAGAAGAAGAAGAAGAAGAAGAAGAAGAAGAAGAAGAAGAAGAAGAAG
This is a messenger RNA of Aplysia californica (California sea hare), 2389 nucleotides long. RefSeq lists its product as uncharacterized. Lineage: Eukaryota; Metazoa; Mollusca; Gastropoda; Aplysiida; Aplysiidae. Bases 1 to 1701 code for a protein of 566 amino acids. The record is from RefSeq and is a predicted model, not a curated record. The transcript has 11 exons.